AUGAAUAUCCCUGGUCCGGUGAAGCAGGCUCAAAAAUCAGCCAUUCAGUUGAAUAGUGCUGUAGCUGGAUUUCUCAACCAGGCUUACCUUGGAGGUCUUGCCUUCGGUCUUGGCGGCAGUGGGGCCAGUUAUCCCACUGUUACUGGUGACGUUCGCAACCUGGGAACAAACUCUUCUGGUGGCCUGCUAGGCUUAGCUUCCGCUGCUGCCUCGUCUUCCUCGUCCGCUGCAUCUUCGUCGACUCCUGCUACUUCUGUUUCUGUCGGUGCUACAGGAACUACUGCGGCUUCUAUUGUUGGUGGCGGAAACGGCUCAGGUGUCGGUGGGACUAUAGGACCCGGCGUCUGUGGGCAGUUUGGCGGUAAGUCGAACGAUAUCAAUAUGACCCUUCCAGCCUUAUCAAUCUUUUCCUCGUGUCCAUAUAUUUAUGAAUGCCGAAAAUACUUUCUUUCUUGA
Molecule: messenger RNA, 456 nt
Organism: Protopolystoma xenopodis
Lineage: Eukaryota; Metazoa; Platyhelminthes; Monogenea; Polystomatidea; Polystomatidae
Source: the annotation of a GenBank genome assembly